AUGGAUCACUUCACCUCCACCAAGACUGCCUUUCCGGCUGUUUAUGCCACCGAUGGCUUCUCUCCGGCUCAGCCGUCUAAGGCUCGCCGCAUCGGCAAGCUCAUUGCGAAGGCUGUUCUGGCCAUCGUUUUCCUGGCUUUUGCUCUUGUUUUGAUUUACCAGGUCGUCCAUGACAAGCAAGACUAUGAUGCUCUCCUCUCGAAGUACAACGACUUGCUUGCCGAGCAGAACACCAAGCCCGUGGCCCCUGUUGCUACUCUCGUUCACCGGGCCAUGGAGUCUCCCUCCCAGUCGUAUGUGUACACGACCACCACGGUCACUGAGGCCCCCAUCACUGUGCUCGAGACUCACGUUACGACUGCCACGAUCUAUGUGACAGCCAGUGGUCUCGUCACCCCCAAGGCGGAGACGCUCACGGUGACGGCUACCGCAACGGAGUUUGCUACUGUCCACGGUGGUAACAACAAGACCUCGAGCGGCACGUCCACCAGCACUGCUGAGGGUGUCUGGGGCACGAGUGCAUCUACCAGCUCGUUCCACCUUACGCACUUCCCCAACACCACCACCAUCCUCUCCCCUUACAACACCGCGAGCACGGCCAGCUACACCCUCACUGUCCCUCCCGGCGUCAGUGGUGCCACUGGCAACACUGGCAAGCUGACCACACCUCUGGGCACCACCACUAGCCAGGUCGACCCAGUGAGUACGGUUGUCACCGUCUCCGGCGCCGCCAAGGCUAGCGGUGUCUGGGUUGGCAUGGCCAUUGCGGCCAUCUUUGUUGCGGCCUUCCACUUUUAA
Sporothrix brasiliensis 5110 is the source of this 798-nucleotide messenger RNA. RefSeq lists its product as uncharacterized. The record is from RefSeq and is a predicted model, not a curated record. Bases 1 to 798 code for a protein of 265 amino acids. The transcript is spliced from 3 exons. NCBI's taxonomy places the organism in Eukaryota, Fungi, Ascomycota, Sordariomycetes, Ophiostomatales, Ophiostomataceae.